ACUUUACUGCAUUUGGUUCGUUGUAGACGUCUGCUGUUAUCUACUUGCACUCCUUUAUGCUAACAUUUGCAUUGCUAACGUUGCUUCCUUUGCUGUUUUACGACUAAGCAAACAACACAAGAUGACUGCUCAUUUUAUCUGUAUUUUUCUAAAGAUAGUUUCGGACAUUUACAUGACAUGGAUGUAUAGAAGACACCGCCCACCUCUCGGACGUUAGGGCGCACAACGGAAGUGAGCGUGUUGUCUCCAAACAGAUCAGACACGACAUGGCGUGUUUGCUAGCCAGCAGUAGCAACAUAGGCUCAACAAUGUUUUCUUUAACACGGCAAACAAAUCAACGCUCGUGGAUAUGCUGCUUGUUUCUGGUGAUUUAUUUAACGUCGCUACCAGUUUCGGCAAAGCGGGACGGCCUCAGAGAAGUGACCGACGGAACCUGGGAGGAAAUCCUGACAGGAGAAUGGAUGAUUGAAUUCUACGCACCCUGGUGUCCAGCAUGCCAACAGCUCCAGCCAGCGUGGAAGGAGUUCGCGGACUGGGGAGAGGACAUGGGGGUCAACAUAGCCAAGGUGGACGUCACCGAACAACCCGGUCUGAGUGGGCGAUUCAUCAUUACUUCACUUCCUACUAUUUACCACUGUAAGGACGGCGUCUUCAGGAAGUACCAGGGAGCUCGCACUAAAGACGACUUCCUCAGCUUUGUCGAUGAGCAGAAAUGGAGAGCAGUCGAGCCAAUUUCCUCUUGGUUCGGUCCAUCUUCAUUUCUAAUGAAUUCAAUGUCUGCUUUGUUCAAGCUCUCCAUGUUUAUCCGGCGUUGUCAUAACUACAUGACAGAGCAGCUGGGGAUUCCUGUUUGGGGGUCUUAUGUUAUCUUUGGCUUGGCCACCCUGUUUUCUGGCCUUGCAUUGGGACUGUUACUGGUGUUCAUCGCAGAUUUUGCCUUCCCCUCACGACGCUUCUCUUCUUCAGAUUACUACCAGAAAAAACAGACCAUGGAGCAGGCGAGGUUAAUCCAACGGCAAGAGGACGAACACGAGGCCGACGGCGAGGAAGACGACGACGAAGAGGAAGACGAGGACGAUCAGGAUGACGUCUGGAGGAGGAGGAGGAGAGGGUCCCCAGAGGGCCACCCAGAACCUAGGGGACAGGGUUUCUCUGAUGAAGCUCUGAGGAAGAGGGUGGUGGCCAACCGCGAGGAGGUCGACGACGACGACGAGGAGGACACCUAGAGAGUCCCACGCUUCCUACUCCUUUUUAGAGAAGAGCGUCAUGGCGUCGGCCGAGUCGGAGGAGCUUUGGUCCCGAGCUGCAGUGUUUACAGCUAACCUCCCCCUCUCCUCCUCCUCCUCCUCGUCUUCCUCCUCCUCCUCCUCCGGGCCCCCAGAAACACCUCGCUUCUAUUCUUCUCCCUCUCUCUGGUUUUUUUUAACGGGAGCGCUUGAGACUCUCUCCGUCUGAGCAGCAGGCUCCACCUGG
Perca flavescens (yellow perch) is the source of this 1473-nucleotide messenger RNA. RefSeq names its product thioredoxin-related transmembrane protein 1 (gene tmx1). NCBI's taxonomy places the organism in Eukaryota, Metazoa, Chordata, Actinopteri, Perciformes, Percidae. The record is from RefSeq and is a predicted model, not a curated record. Gene Ontology annotation, cellular component: endomembrane system. Gene Ontology annotation, molecular function: disulfide oxidoreductase activity. The transcript is spliced from 8 exons. The coding region runs from base 267 to 1226 and encodes 319 amino acids.